AUGACGCUGGAUUCGUUACACAUGUUAACACUUAUCUGCGCACCACAAACAAAUAUUUCUUAUCCCUUGAGUGCGAACCAAGCUCCUCCCUUGCUCCUCACCCCCUGCAACCAGGAGCACGUGACGCUACACGGGAGCGGGACACGCGCAGUUCCUAGUGAUCGUCCAACCCGAGCAGCCUCCGCCUCCCGUGCUCUCCACUUCCCUGCUCGCUCGCAUCGCUGUCUCGCGUUCCUCCGGUUUCCACUCGUUCCGCGUUACCCUCGCGCGCGUGCGUAUUGCGCAGCCGCUUUAUCCCUCCGCCAGCUCUCGCGCGGCGCAGCGGCGGCAGCGCGCAUGGCGCACGUCACCUACCUGAGCGCGGAGGAGUUCGAGCGCCUAGCCGCAGAUCGAUCGAAGCGCGUCGCGGUUGUUGAUGUGAGGGACGAGGAGAGGCAGAUGGACGGGCACAUUCACGGCAGCGUGCACGCGCCCAGUGAGACCUUCCGUGACCACCUGCCGCACCUCGCCACACGCCUCUCCAACCACGAUGCUGUCGUCUUCCACUGCGCCCUCUCCCAGGUGCGUGGUCCCAAGUGUGCCAACAUCUAUGUGAGCCAUCACCAGGAGCAGCAGCAGCAGCAGCAGCAGCAGCAGGGAGGUAGCAGUGGCAGUGACAGCGGCGCAGCACAGAAGAAGCAGCAGCAAGGUGGCUGCUGCAUGGGUGUGUGUGUGGGCUCAAAGCAGCAGGGGCAGGAGGAGGAGAGGGUGCAGCAGAAGCGGCAAGCUCCUAAGGUGCAUGUGCUACGGUACGGGUUCAAUGGGUGGAUGAGCUCUGGAAGGCCCUUCUGCACGUGCAGCGAACCCAUAUGUUGUGAAGCAAGGUGA
Molecule: messenger RNA, 867 nt
Organism: Closterium sp. Naga37s-1
Lineage: Eukaryota; Viridiplantae; Streptophyta; Zygnematophyceae; Desmidiales; Closteriaceae
Source: the annotation of a GenBank genome assembly